Messenger RNA from Aricia agestis (brown argus), 2437 nucleotides. It is a transcript of the gene Cep89, whose product is annotated as centrosomal protein of 89 kDa. Bases 199 to 2349 code for a protein of 716 amino acids. NCBI's taxonomy places the organism in Eukaryota, Metazoa, Arthropoda, Insecta, Lepidoptera, Lycaenidae. The transcript has 14 exons. The record is from RefSeq and is a predicted model, not a curated record. Gene Ontology annotation, cellular component: centriole; ciliary transition fiber. Gene Ontology annotation, biological process: mitochondrion organization; chemical synaptic transmission; cilium assembly.
GAUCAGCAAACAGUUUUAGUAUUUUGGCAAACUAAAAUAUGGCCUACUUUUGCAAGUUUUAUCAAUACUCGAUGAACCUAUGACCUAUUUAUUAGGAAUUUUUCUUGGUCUUUGUUCUCUGUGAUGAGCUAAAACGUGAUUACUGAACAAUGCAAUUAAUAUAGCUGAAAACUAUUUUAUGAAGUAUGGAGUCUAAACAUGGCAUGGCAUGAACACGAGCCAUUUCAGCAUUUUAUAUGCAGUCAAUCGCCUCAAAGGAGUUUGAAAACAAAGUACAAUAAAAAAAACAACUUAACAGGAAACUUUACACCAUCAUACAAGUACUUUGACAUUCCUUCAUUAGAUAGGGAAAGUAUGCGACAAAGUAUUUUGGAUGCUGUAAUGAAGAAAACAGAAUCCAGAAUGGUUGAGAGGGACAGCGAUGUUAACCCAUUGUAUGAAGAUCCACGGGAUGUUAUUGGUGAUAAACCAACUAAGCCACCAAGAAAGAAAAAUAUUCAAGGAAUUGCUGUCACUUCUCCCAGAAGCAAAGAAAAUAGAUCAAAACUUAAGGAGCAGAAAAGAAAGUUGAGUAAGAAGUAUGAGGGGCUAGUGAUGGCGCUGAUGGAGAAAUGCGAAGAAAAUGUUAUAGUGAUUUCAGAAAAGGAAUCUCACAUAACAAAACUUAGAGAUAAACUCAAAACUGUGCUAGAAUAUAAUAAAUUGUUUUCGGAAGAAAAUGAUCGGCUUAAGGCAGAGUAUACAAUAUUAGCCAAGUACACUGAAGAAUGCAAAGGAGUUAUAAAAGAUGAAAGAGAUAGAUAUUUUGAGUUGGAAAAGAAAGCAAAGAUUUUAGAAGACAAACUAAAACAAUAUGAAAUACCUAGCAAAGAGCCAUCUCUAGUACCUCUUGUUGAGGUAUGCAUGAAUUGCAGUAGCCGACAAAUAGUACUCAACCAAGCCAGAGAAAACAAUCUACGCCUGCAAAAAGAUAUGCAAGCAAUGAAGGAUGUUUUAUAUAGAUUAAAUGUUCAACUUUCGAGAUACCAAGAGAAAAUACGUUCAAACAUUCAAAACAUAACUGAAGGAAAAGUUUUUAAGCCGAUGGAGUGUAACUAUGAUGUUGAUUCUUUACUUACACCAAAUUCAAGGCAGCACAUUGACACAGAUGCUGAUAAGAAAUCUGACCCAGUUCAUGAGCAAACAGAAAAAUUCGUAGAUCUGUCAGGUCUGUUGAGCGCUCAAGCUCUUGCACCACUUUUCGAUGCUUACCAAGAAAAUUUGCAAGAAAAAGACAAUCUUAUAUUGGAUUACGAAAAACAAUUUGAAGAGAUUAACAAAAAAUCUAAGCAAAUUGUGCUUGAAAACAAAACACUUGUAGAAAAGUUAGGCGUUGUGGAAGAUGAAUUGGCGAAAUUGAGACAGAACUACAAAAAGUUGGCGAUCGAGAAAGAGACGGGUGAUGUAGAACGAGCUACGUCGUUAGAGAGAGCCGAGAAGGCGGAGGCGAAACUUAAAGAAGUUUAUGAACUUUAUGAAGAUAAAAUAUCGGCAAUGGCAAGAGACUACGAGACGGUGCACCGCGAAUACUUCAAUGUGAAGCACGCGCUGGACGCGUCGUCGGGCCGCCUCGCCGCCAUGGACGCGAUCCGCGCGCGCACUGUGCCCGCUGACCUUCACGAGCGACGAUUGGACGACUGCAAGAGGCUUUUGGAGGAAUUAAAACAACAAUACAAUUUGGAAUCGGAACGUAAGACAGAGCAGUUAAAAAAGUUGGAAGGCGAAUACAGAGCAAUGGAGGAGAGGUAUGAUAAGAUCUGUCAAGAGCAUGAGGCAGUGAAGCAAGAGUUGCAGGCGGCACUGAAAAACGUCAAGCUGUACCGCAAGGCGGCGGUGGUGUUCCGUCAACGUGCGCGGUCGGCGACAGCGCGGGCAACACGCGCCCGUCGCACCCAGCGACACCAUGCGUCAGAGCCGCUACGGAAAGCGCUCUAUGCGCUGGAGCGGAUCAAAAGCGAAAUUAAGCAAGUGAAGUCUCAAGCUCACAUCUCGCUGGAGGAGCUAGAGCGUCGUAUACUGGAGCAGCAGCGUCGCGCGGCGCACGCGCAGGACGAGUACCGGCGCGAGCUCGACCGCGCGUCACUCGCGCUGGACCACAAGGAGCGCAUCAUACAGAGCCUGCUGGACAAGGUGGCCGAUGUGGAGGAAGUCAGGUUAAGCCAAGCGAACACGAGUCGUCUGCAGGGCAUUGUGACUGCGUCUUCGUCCGAAAAGUCGACGCCCACGAAGACGCCAGAGAAUAAAACUGGCAAACUUGUACCCGGACCAGGAGGCUACUAUAAGGAUAAGGAGAGUCGAAGGAAAAAGUAACUCCAUGACUCCAUUAAGUGAAUUAAAUCAGUCUAUAUUGGUUCACUGCUGGACAUUGGCCUCUCAAUGAAUGCCAAGAUGGCCGAUC